Manihot esculenta (cassava) is the source of this 1542-nucleotide messenger RNA. RefSeq names its product receptor-like protein 15. The transcript is spliced from 6 exons. The coding region runs from base 844 to 1542 and encodes 232 amino acids. Gene Ontology annotation, molecular function: protein binding. Lineage: Eukaryota; Viridiplantae; Streptophyta; Magnoliopsida; Malpighiales; Euphorbiaceae. The record is from RefSeq and is a predicted model, not a curated record.
UUGUGCGUUAAGAGCAAUUGAUACUAUCAACUACCUACCAAUAUUAAAAAUGAAGGUAUUAGCAAUGAUAAUGGUUUUAUUAUUACAAGGGAUUUGGUGCUCUGCUGAUUGUUGGGAGACUGAGAGAACUGCUCUCUUACAACUUCAGUCUCAUCUCAAUUAUUCUCUUCAACAUGAUCGAUAUCUUUCUUUUUACUAUUAUUUUUACUCUGAUUCUACGUUAUCCUUUUAUGAUUCUUCUAUGGAAAUUGAUGUUAUCAAGUGUUGUGAUUGGGAAAGAGUGAGGUGCAGUGCUACUACAGGGCGUGUUAUUCAACUCAAUCUUGAGAAUAUAAAAGAUUUUUUCGCAGAAAUGUGGUAUCUAAACGCUUCUUUAUUUCUUUCCUUCAAACACCUCAACUAUCUUGACUUAAGCGAGAAUAAUAUUGCAGGUUGCCUUAAAAAUGAAGGUUUGUAUAUUUAUAUUUUUCAUUAUGAUAAUUAUAAUUGCAUUGCAUUACAUAUGAUAAUCCAAAUUAAAUGAGUAUUUGGAAAUCCAUCAAGUUGCAUUUCAUAUAUUUUUUCUCUCUUUUUAUUUAUAUAUAAUUAUAAUUGAUUUUUAUAUAUGCAGGUUUUCAAAAGCUAUCCUCACUUGAGAAUUUGGAGUUUCUUAAUUUAGCUUCUAAUAACUUCAAAACUGAUAUUUUAUUAUCUUUAACUUAUCUCUCAUCUUUGAAAUAUUUAAAUCUAGAUGAUAAUGACAUGAAAGGAAGAAUUAAUAUUGAAGGUGAGCAUACAUAACUAAUUUUCUCCAUCUUUAUAUGUUCUCUCAUACCAUUAUAUAUUUUUAAUUAGUUACUUGUGAUGAGUGUAGAAUUGAACAGUUUGACAAAUUUAAAAAAUUUGAGUAUAUCGGGGAACGAAAUUGAAGGUUUUAAGUCUUUUAAUGGUGGUGAAGAAUUAUUAAAUAUGAGCAAUCUACAACAUUUGGAUAUAGGUUACAAUUACAUUGGAAAUGAUGUUCUAUCAACUCUUAGAGGACUCUCUUCUUUAAAAACUCUAUGGAUGUAUCAUAAUCAAUUGAAAGGAACUUUUGAUUUAAAAGAACUGGAUACCAUGAGUAAUCUAGAAGUGCUGUUUUUGGAUGAAAAUAACAUUACAAAAUUUAUCGGUUCAAGAGGACUCUCAUCUCUUAAAACUCUAUCGAUGGAUGAUAAUCAAUUGAAAGGAUCUUUUGAUUUAAAAGAAUUGGAUACCAUGAGUAAUCUGGAGGAGUUGGAUUUGAGCAGAAACAACAUUACAAAAUUUAUCGGUUCAAGAGAAAUGAGAAGCUUGAGAAAUUUAAGAGCGCUUUAUCUAUGGGGUAUAAUCACUAUAAAAGGAAGCAGCACUCUAUUAGAGUCAUUGGGAGCAUUGGCCCACCUAGAGAUCUUGGAUCUAAGUGGGAGUAACUUUGAAGGGGCAACAUUAUCAUUGGGAGCAUCCACCAAUCUCAAGAUCCUACAUAUGAGCGAGAGUCAUUUAAAAGGAACGAGAUUUGCUCAAGGUUGGUAUUUUUUGUAG